GCCAAGCGGGAAUGGGUUGGCCAUAUGGAGGAGGCAUGGAUGUUGGGAAGAGGCCAGUGGCGAGGUGAGAUUGAUACAGAGGGGGAGUUGACUGUCGCGUACUUAGCGCCGACGGUUGCGAUGAGGAACUGGCUCAUCGAAGAAAGAAUGAGGGAUGAAGUGCAUGUGGCAGAAGUGCAUGGCCAAGUGACAUAUCAACCAUGGAAGCUGCCAGCGGAAAUGAACGCGGACAGAAUGCGUGAGCGCAAACGACGGCCAUGGGUGAAAGUCUUCAAACCCUCACUACUGGCAGCGAAAUGGAUGAGAGGGGCAGUCGAGUACUUCUUUGGCCCAAUCGUUAGCGAACAGCGGGUGGACGAUGAGCAAAGAGAGUACGUGAGGUAUGUGCUGGAUGGCCCGAUGAAGAACCCGCUGAAGAGCAGCGUCGCGGUGGCUAUCGGCGCUUAUAGCUUCGAAGAGGUGAGAGUAGUAACGAGUGAGACACCCUUUUGUGAGGUGUGUUUCACACAUGGCCACAUGGGGCUCCAUGGAAGAUGCUUGACGCCGUCUGAGACACUGCAGGAGAUGCACGAAAGGGAGGUGAUAAGUACUAUGGACCCGAUCUUGCAGUCGAAUCCCCAGGAAGAAAGGAGGGCCUGGCAUGAGCUGGAGCUCCAGGUGGAUGACGCCCUGCUGAAGGAAGCCAGAAUUGCAGGGGAGGCGCGGAAGGAGGCCGCAAGCCAGGCCUGCCACGAAGAAAGGCGGAGGAAGCCAGCCAAGGGAAGAGGAAGAUACCGCCGAAAUGUACUAUGGGAGGGGAGGGGAGACGACCCCAUGCAGACUGACGACCCGCACUGGGUUUUCGGAGAAGACCGGAAAAGGAAGGCGGAGCAGGGGCCGGAACAAGAGAAAGGCUCCAAAACGGGCAGUUUACGACAAGAACAAGGGACAGGAGGGGACCAAAGAGAGAGGGACGCUGAGUCUUCGUCAGCCAAGUCAGGUAAGGAGGUUGGGGACGGCGGGCAGACACAGUCUUCAGAAGGAUUCGGGGGGUCGAAGAAGGGGGAGAGACUAGCCGACAAAAAGGAGGGCAGGAGGGAAGGAUUACUCAGGGAACGCAAGGGCAGCAGGGGAACCGAGCUACUUCGUCCGAGAAGAAUGCUGAUGGGGGAGAAGGAGGGGGGAGGGUUGGGCUAUCCGAGGGCCAAGGGGGACAAAGCGAGGGAAGGAAAGAAGCGCAGGCGGACGAUAGGCAGGACCAGAGAAGAAAUCCUCAUCAGCGGAAUGCUUUCCGGCUCCGACCUUCUCCUCCGACAGGGUGGCAUCGAUGCAAGGGAAACUAUGGGCCAGGAGACCUCGGGACGGCAGGUUUCAUCGCAAACCUCGCAAACAAGGCCGAAGUGUACAAGAGAGAGGCAACGAUCCCCCUUGGGAACCAAGGGAUAUGAACCAAGGUAUUCGCUGCGAGGGAAGGAGAAAAGAAACGAGUCACCACCGCCUUCGGGAUCGGUCCCCCUCAAGGAACCAAGCUUUGGCCUUCCGGCCGAGGGGGUGGGUGAUCAGUCAAGCUGCCAAGACGAUGACAACUCAUUGGAAUCCUCUACUACAGAGACAUCAGAUAGCUCGGAGGAUGACCAACAGUCUGGUCAUCGGUCUGCAAACCAGCAGCAGCAGGACUGCUCAGCAGAGGGAGGGGCUCAGGGGUCUGCAAGACAGCAGCAACAGGAGCGAUCAGUAGAAGAAGAACAUCAUACUUCGCGGGGUCAGGGGUCGGAAGAGCGGGCUACACCGGCGGAGGCGGCAAGUGCUGAGAAUCGAAGUACGCAGGAGCAGGAGAGUCAGCAGCGCCAGCAGCCUGAGAGUCAACUGGAAGGCCUGGCACGGCAGGAGCGCAUGGGGGCCAGGUUGCCUGACAUUCUUAGGGCGGGAGAGGGCUAUGUCUGCCCGAUUGUCCUAUGGCGGGCGCCAGAGGAAAUAAGGCUGCUCCUGGAGGGGGCAACGGACGUACCAACUUUUGGAGUGGCCCGCCCGCCUCGGGAACAGCAGGUGCUCAAGAAGGUGGCUGAAUGGUUGGGUCCAAGAUACGAAGUGGUGACGCUGCCUCAGAUAUCAGCCCUACGAUUUGUGAGGGAGACUGCGGGGGGGGAUGAGUAUGUCAUCUUUGUCUUCUUUGUGGAAGCCAUCCCUAAGAGACCGGGAGUUCCGAGGCUAGGAUCGGCAGGCAUGCACUGGAUACGGUUCGCCGAAGCCUAUGGUCCUGCGGCCCUCUCGCAGGACUACCACUUGGUUCAUACAACAUCCCUGGCUCUUCUCAACAGCGUUAAUGCGUGCCUGCCGCUGAUGGAACAUGUGGGGGGUAUGAAGUUCCAGAAUGGAACUGAUUCGUAUAGAACAUUGCACCCGCAGGAGAGGGCCUUUACUUUCUGGGGAAACACUGUUACCCGAAGGAGUCGCAUCGACAUGAUAUGGGCGUCGGGGGAGCUGAACGAAACUGGGGAGCAAGUGCGCAUUGUACCAAUGGCUACGUCGGACCAUUCAGCAGUAAUCGCGACAUUCCCAGUGGGUCGCCUGGAGAUAGGCCGCCCGCCCAAAGCGAUUCCAGCAUGGGUUUUCAAAAGCCCGGAGUAUGGCCCUGUCAUUGUUAAGUUUUGGGAGGACUGGGCCGAAGACUGCACUCAGGAACAGCUCCUGCCACAAGUCAUCACAGCAGUGCAGACAUUGCGGCACAUCUUGCAGAAGCUGUUGAGGGGAAACUACCUGGCGCACAAGAAGACAGGGGAGGAGUACGCCCAAAGGAUGGAGGAAUUGGACAAAGGCCCUGAGGAGGGCCAGAUAGAGGAAGAAUGGUGGGCAGAGAGAGUGGAAGCAGCACGAGGAUGGAGGGAGUGGCAGGCAGAGGAAGCGGUUAAAUGGGGUAGACGCACCAAGGAGACAUGGAUCACAUUGGGGGAACGAAUGUCACGACAGUUCUUUGCUACAGUAGCAACGAAAAAGGCAGCACCAAUAAUGACAGCCAUGGAUCACCCCUUUGACGGCCAGAUGGAGCAACAGCGUACUACUCGGGGAAUUUUGAAGUGCGUUACCGAUUUCUAUCGCCAACUGCUCACGGAGGAAGAGCAAUGGACUCCUGAGGAGAUGGCCGGUGAACCAGAGCUGGAUAUCUGGAGCCAUGUACAGAGCCGCCUCAAUCUUGCGGAAACUUGUAAGUUGGAAGAGGACAUCACGGAAGAGGAAGUGGUAAGCGAUUGCAGAGCUCCCUAGGCUCAAAACGCCUGGCUUGGAUGGAAUGCCGGUGGAACUUUAUAAGGAACUCCGUAAUUUUUUCGGAGUUCUGCUGACAGCAGCCUAUAACAAGGCUGUGAAGGGAGGCACCCUUCCUCAAGGCUUUGCGGAUGCGUAUGUGGUUUUACUCUUCAAAAAAGGAGCCAAGGAGGCAAGUAGAGUAGAGAGGCAAGCAACAAAGCGCUUGUGCAACG
This is a messenger RNA of Chara braunii, 3455 nucleotides long. Lineage: Eukaryota; Viridiplantae; Streptophyta; Charophyceae; Charales; Characeae. The record is from the annotation of a GenBank genome assembly.